UCAACUGUAACUAUAAAUCCAGAUGUACUCCUGUUAACCCUUUUGGGGCCUAGUUCCUAGGCCUUUUGUGUAUCCAUAUGCUGUUGCGCUACCAUCCACAGGAUGGAUAUGAGGUGCACAAUAAACUAGCCACUUCGGUGGCAAAAUCUAAAAAUCCUGUUCCAGUGGCCGUCCCUCUAUACUAGUGGCCGUCCCUCUAUACUAGUGGCCGUCCCUCUAUCCUAGUGGCCGUCCCUCUAUCCUAGUGGCCGUCCUUUUAUCCUAGUGGCCGUCCCUCUAACCCAGUGACCGUCCCUCUAUUCUAGUGACCGUCCCUCUAUCCCAAUGACCGUCCCUCUAUUCUAGUGACAGCCCCUCUAACCCAGUGACCGCCACCUCUAUCCCAGUGACCGUCCCUCCCCCUCUACCUAUCCAGGUGACUUCCUGAGGGGGCAGAGUGAGGGUGAUGGCCGUGAUUGUGAGGGCCCGCUUGUAGCUCAGUUCCCAGUUUGUUACAGGACAGGUGAGGUGCGCAUUCCACGUCCUGGCCGGCGCACAUCACGCACGUAGCACGCGCGCCCUCGCCACCACCACCACGUGCGAUCUCUACGCCAACAGCACCACCACCACCCACCACCACCACCACCACCACCACCAGUACUACUGGCACUACCAACAACCACCAUUACAACCUCUCGCCACAAAUCGUUAUCCCAUCAACGUGAUUUCAUGUUCUAGAGGCAUGUGAUAAAAAGCGGAAUUCAUUAUACAGAAGUUUACGACCAAAUUUUUAUAUAGAACUUUAAAAAAGUAUUCAUUAUACAUAACUAUAAGACAGUAUUCAUUAUACAUAACUAUAAGACAGUAUUCAUUAUACAGAACUCUUAGAGGAAUUAAUUAUGUCCUCUAAUUCUCGGCUUGAGUCAUCGCAAGAGUGAAAUCCUCAAUUAGAAGCCUCUAGUCUUGGAGGCUAUUAGGGCCAGGUGGUGGCCCCGUGCCAUGUGGCCCUCAGGUUUCUUAUACAGGUGCUACUUUCCCUAGAGGCUGUGAGGUGGCCCUUCAAUGAGUAGGGCUAAGCAAGAGGUUGACUACUCUCCUGUACUCGAGUACCACUCCAAAUUACUACUCAAGAGUCUGCACUUUCCUCCUCAAUUCCUCAAUGAACACAAGCUGUAAGACGUGAAGACCCAGUUAUAUCACAGCGAGUUAAGUACUUCGUCGGCGUCUCCGCCCUCGCCGUUUGGACGAGGGUUACUUUUCCUUGUGUGCUCCGUGAAGAUGCAGUCAACACCAACAGGAAGCUUCACCGUCUAUCCUAGGGCUCCCGUCUCUGUGGUGCCUCCCUCACUUCUCACCUACCAGAUGCUGGCGUCACAGCCUCCUCGUGACCCAGCGCCUCAGUAUCCUCUGCUGCACUCCUCCUUCUUCCUCCCCAUACACCACAGUCGCAGUCCAAUCUUCUCCCCUCAAUCCCCGAAGGAGGGAGAAGAUAUCAAGCCACACAUGGCGCUCUACACCCCUUCAAGAUUGGAGGGGGAGAUGUGUAGCUCCACCAAGAGCUCUCCAGCAUCGUCUCCACAACUUGCCUCGCCGCCACCAACACAUACCUCUCUCAGAGUCACUGCCGUCAUUAACACAGCAGAUGGAAACUCACAUACACAUUUUGAAACAGCCGAAGCAGACAGAAGUUCAGUGAGUGACCACAACAAGAAGGAACUCCCACUUGACCUCACCACAAAGAGGAGGUCAGAGGGCUUCGAAAGAAGCAUCACAACGAGAGAAGCGAUAAACGAGGAAGUCAUCGUAAACGACAAGGCUUGUUUACCAGACAGACACGACGAUACAAAGUCUGAGGGGGUAACAAGACCACGUCGUCCACGCCAGGAUCAUCCGUUUCUCAGAAUAAGUGACUUACUAAAAGACUCUCCUUCGAGCAGCCCUGCCCCGAUCCCUCCCCAGCCCCCCAGAGAGACACCUGUUAAGCUGCCGCUAGUGUACCCUCGACCCCUGCACCCCGCCGCUAUACUAGACAUGUACCGUACUCUAGAUCGCUCUGCUUUUAUGACUGGGAACUGCAUGCCCACAGCCCGGUACCCGUUGUUUACAUCCCUCUUCCCACACACCAGCCUCCCUCCAGUGACUAUGGCGCCUGCACCUCGCACAGUCGGACUUGAGUUUUUCAAGACUCACCUACCUGGGGCAGCACGAUCUUACAGCGACCUCCCAAGACCUUACACUGACCUACUGACUCCCCAAGUAAUCCGCACAGCCAAGGAUCGAUACACUUGUAAGUUCUGCGGGAAAGUGUUCCCGCGGUCGGCCAAUUUGACCCGUCACCUGCGGACUCACACAGGUGAGCAGCCCUACAAGUGUAAGUACUGCGAGCGUUCCUUCAGCAUCUCGUCCAACUUGCAGCGUCAUGUGCGUAAUAUACACAACAAGGAGAAGCCCUUCAAGUGUCCGCUGUGUGACCGCUGCUUCGGCCAGCAGACCAACCUCGACCGACACCUCAAGAAACAUGAAGAAGAGGGUCUUAAUCCCCCGGACUCCCCCGAAGCGCCAGAUUCCAGCAGCUCCUCCAUUACCGUUGAGACUAUCAGCGACAUUGAUGUCGGGGACAACAGAGUCGAAAGCGCCAGUGAGGAGCACACGAAGGAGGAAAUAAUCACCUUGACGACGCCUCUUCCUGCCGACGUCAGCGACACUGAAAGAAGAAUUACAGAGACAGACGACGCCAAAGACUCCGCGACAGCGGUAGUAAAUGAACCCACUCAUAAACGCCUUAGAUUAGAAUAGCACAAUAUUUUAGAGCGCCUUUAUAUCCCGUGUUGAUCAGAGCAAGGGUAACCAGUGCUGUCACCUUCGUAUCAUAUGUGUUAUUUAAAUUUCCGAUAAAAGCAGAGAAAAACUGCAUUGCGAUCAUCCUGUAAGAGAAGUGAUAAAGGUUCUCCCAACUCAAACUUGUACAGGACCACAAAGUAAUCUAGUCAACUCUUGUACCUCACCAAAGACUUCCUCGCUUCUCAGAGGCGAUGUUCGCAACUUGAGGCAGGUUAAGUGCCUCUUGAACCUCAUAGGAACCUUACUUGGUGUUUCACACACAUUGUUAAUGACGACAUGAACACGUGAUAUCAAUGUUACCAACACUGCCUUGAUAUACAGACAGGCCCCAUUUCUACAGCCAGUUAAAUUCUGGGCUACUGUAGGGCCCCGCUCAUACAGCAGCUUAGGUUCCAGGCUACUGUAGGGCCCCACUUAUACAACAGGUUAGGUUUGCUUUACAGCUACUGCUGUAAAGCGAAAAUUGGUGUAAAGCAAAUCAGUCUUUUCUUCACUUUCAAAUACAUAUAAAAGCCUGAUAGCAUAUUUACACUAUCAAAGAUUAAAUGAGCAAUAAAGCUAGGCCUAAAAAAUGCAUGUACAGUACACACAUUACUUGCCAUAAAAUAUUUUCUUCCUUAUCUUAUAGUGAAUGAAUAUAUUUUUUGUAGGAAGUCUGAAUAAAUGAAGAAUGAGCAUAAUUGAAAACCGCUGCAUUAGCGAAACGCCGUAAAACGAAGCGCUGUAAAGCGAGACCUGCCUGUAUAUCAAAACAAUAACUGUAUCUAAAAGGAUAUAUCUUUCCCCUACAAGUCUUUCUUGUACAACAAGUUGUACAAAAAAUAUUCAGGUACACUGAGAAACGAAGUUCUUAACAAGCCGGGUACAACAUAACGAACAUUUAUGUAAAACAUUGUAAACACAUCUACCUGAGGAAAUGUUUUAUUUUUAAAUGAAGAUAGUUGUAAAAAACACAAAAAACAUUGAAUUGUACAUAUU
This is a messenger RNA of Cherax quadricarinatus, 3798 nucleotides long. Its product is annotated as MDS1 and EVI1 complex locus protein EVI1-A-like. Lineage: Eukaryota; Metazoa; Arthropoda; Malacostraca; Decapoda; Parastacidae. The record is from RefSeq and is a predicted model, not a curated record.